This is a messenger RNA of Klebsormidium nitens, 660 nucleotides long. The record is from the annotation of a GenBank genome assembly. Lineage: Eukaryota; Viridiplantae; Streptophyta; Klebsormidiophyceae; Klebsormidiales; Klebsormidiaceae.
AUGGCAUCCAAUGCACCCUCGACCAAGAAGACCACAAGAUGGAGCGACAUGGUCGACCAUGAGCCGGGGCCCAUCGACCCCAAGAUUCUAAAGGGACUACAGUAUAGUUUCGGAAAGGCGCUGACGGAGGGGGAGUUCAAGGCGCAGCAAGCAAAGGGAGGAGCGAGACAGUUUUCACAGCUAUUCGAACAGCCCCCAGACUCCGGGAUGGUCAUCAAUGCUGAGGUCGGUGUCUACAACACGGCCGUAAAGGGCUGUGGCAACUUGUUCGGAGCCGGCUCGUGCACCUGGACCAAUCCGAGAUUCAAGAGCAAGUACAAGGAGAAGCUCCGGUCAUUGUUGUUCAACCUUCGGAACCCGAAGAACCCGGCCUUCCUCGACAAGGUGAAAGCAAAGGAGAUCGGAUGCAGGCACCUCGCGUCUUUGUCCCCAGAAGACAUGUUCCCCGAAAAUUGGACCUCGCUUAAAGCAAAACUAGCAAAAAAGCACGUCUUCUCGGCGGACCUCUUGGAUAAUGUUCCCGACAAUCCAGUGCACGUCUGCAGCCACUGCAACUCUAGGAAGAUCACCACGUACGAACUGCAGACGUUAGCCGCCGACCAGUCGACCACGACUUACAUGAUGUGCCAGUCCUGCUCCCACUGCUGGAAGAUAUUUUAA